Messenger RNA from Opisthorchis viverrini, 555 nucleotides. RefSeq lists its product as hypothetical. Bases 1 to 555 code for a protein of 184 amino acids. The transcript is spliced from 4 exons. Lineage: Eukaryota; Metazoa; Platyhelminthes; Trematoda; Opisthorchiida; Opisthorchiidae. The record is from RefSeq and is a predicted model, not a curated record.
AUGAUGAGGGUGGCUGAGAAUGAUGGUGAUGACGACGAUGUGAGGAAGACGGGUGUUGAUGAAGGCGACGAGGAUGAUGAUUCUGGUGAUCCGAAUGUCAAUGAUAUGGAUGUUGUUGAUAAUGAUGUCGAUGGCUGGGAGUGGUCGGCUAGGGAGAUGGUCAAGCUGCUCAGAGAAGGGCGGUUACUCUGUUGUAGAGAGGUGGAAUAUGCGGCGGAGAUUGUAGGACUGAACUUGGAAGAAGGAGUUUGUCAUUUCCGCGAGUUCAAGGAUUUCAUUUACAGUGCUCGUACAUCCCAGGCAGUAGCACUAUCUUCCCGUCAAAAUUAUCCUUUACACCUGACUUCCCUACAACAGUGGCACCGGCCAGACUCGGGACCAUCGGAGAUGGGCGAUGCACGCGUGCUACUGGAGGAUUGGCGGGCAUGCGAACGCAACAUGGCACAACGUAACAGGGAGACCCUCCCUGCAGGGCGUAUCCGUCCACCACACGAGGUUUCCUCCCUCGUGCAUGCUACCAGAUCUGCAAGGUGGAAACCAUCCAAGCAGUCAUAA